Molecule: messenger RNA, 5055 nt
Organism: Patiria miniata (bat star)
Lineage: Eukaryota; Metazoa; Echinodermata; Asteroidea; Valvatida; Asterinidae
Product: cyclin-dependent kinase 13-like
Exons: 8
Coding region: 711-4487 (1258 amino acids)
Biological process (GO): transcription elongation by RNA polymerase II; protein phosphorylation; positive regulation of transcription elongation by RNA polymerase II
Cellular component (GO): cyclin/CDK positive transcription elongation factor complex; nucleus
Molecular function (GO): cyclin-dependent protein serine/threonine kinase activity; cyclin binding; RNA polymerase II CTD heptapeptide repeat kinase activity
Source: RefSeq, a predicted model, not a curated record
UUUCCCACAAUGCACCUAAAAUAAAAAUGUCUGCGCAAUAGCGGCAGAGCGAGCAAUUUUACCAAAAAAUAAAAUCCCAUUCCAUCGAAGAAAGCAAUCGAGAAAUCAAACUAAUUUUUAUCACAUCAGUUACAUGAAGCAUCAUACAUCCGUUUGGUUAUAAAUUUGGAUAGUCUGAUGAUGAAUCUUUAGUCGAAACAAUGCUUUAAGUUUCAUAAAAUUCGAGCCGCAAUCAGCGACCUCUCAUGAACUGUGCUGACGUAUACACCUGGCACAGACCUACAUUGAUUCAGACAUUUUGUGUGCGUGGGUUACGUUACGCGCGAAGUAUACAACGAUGAGACUUUUUUGAGAAGAUAAUCUGCAACAGCUUUCGUUAAAGGAGCUACAGGAAAUUCUUUGACAUUUCUCCUUUGGAGAUUGAUCAUCAAGAAAUCCCGUUUGAGAUGCGGUGACGAGCAGCCCCCGUUCGUGUGGGUUGAGCGGCCACACCACCUGACCGGCCAGCGCGGAUACGGUCACGGGAGACGGCCGGGGCCAGCGGCAGUGCCGGAGACUCGUCUGCGGCCCGGACCGGCGCGGUAGCUGUGGAAAGCCAGUUUUUUCUAAUUCGGAACUCGUCGGUCGUCAGACAUUUCCAUGGUAUAGUAUUGGUGGUUCAGGAUUUGCUGAAAUCUGUGCUCCUUUGUAUGUACAUGCCAUAACCAACAAUGCCAGGGCCAAGACAGCCUAGCAGUCGUGGGCGUGCCUUCCGUGAAGAAAGCCCGCCUAACUCCAACCGAGCCAGGAAGCACAAAAAAGCCACUCGACACAAGCACAAACGCUCCAGGGAGCGGGACAGGCGGGAACAGGCCCCCAAAGUCAAACCUUUGGUCGAGUAUGACGAUAUAAGUAGUGACGAGGAGGUGUAUCUGAGCCCCUCCCCACCUCCCGUCCAAUUUGUCUCAGAGACUAAACCUCCAACCAAGAGCCAACGUACCAAGAGCCAACGUGCCGUCUCACCGGCCACGGCACUGAAGGAGUACAGGAACAGGCAAGAGGAGAGGAACUCGCCCCAAAUCCACGCAAGGUCAAGCUCCAGCAACAGACCCUCAAGGCAGCCUUAUGUCCCAGCAGAGGCACCCAAAGCCUACAGGCGACAGUCCCCAACGAACCCCCCGAGGGCGUACAGGGGCUCCCCAGACACAAUCAGAGUCGUUGAAAGGAAGAGGUCUCGUUCCCCGAGGCGUAAAUCCCCAAGUCCAGCUAGGAAGAGACGUGCCGAGAAGACCCAACGGUCGCGGCGUAGUCCAAGUCCAAGCCCUUCAAGGAGGCGAAGGUCCUCCAGAUCCUCAAGCAGAAGUCCUAGUUAUAGUAGGAAGCGAUCGCGGCGGUCCAGGAGCCGGAGUCGGAGCCCGUACCGUUCCCGAUCCAGAUCUAGUUCCCGCAGCUUCCAGCGGCGUCGUAGCCGCAGCCGGAGCUUUGAUUUUUCCACAGCCCGGUUCAAAAUGGGCCUGGGCUCAGAACUGAAGAAAAACACCAAAAAGUUGGUUGAGAGCAAAACGGUGGACCCAUCAACGGGGAAGGGAAUUCCCCCAACCAGGAAAGCAUUAGUGCAAGAGGCCCAGUCGCCUGCCACUCCAUCCCCCUCUUCCCUGCCAACCACCAUCACUAAACCUUAUUCAGGCAGCCCGAUCAAGGUUACCAUUAAGAAUGAGGCAGCUCUCAACCGGGCCAAAGCUGAGGAAUCACCUCAGCGGACAGUCAUGGAGGUCCCGGGCAAUCGCAAUCAACCCUUCCAGAACCUUCUCAUCAGGAAGGAGGUCAAGCCUGAGGUUAAAAAGGAAUCUCCCCUCCCUGCCCCAGUCACCAAGCCCACCCCUCAGGUCACCACUCUCCCACCUCUACCUCUUCCUCCGAUGAUUGAUGAAAAACACAGCAGCACGCCGCCUCUACCAUCGAAAGAGGAAAAGUACCGGCCAUCCAUCAAGGAUCUUCCGCUGCCACCAUCAGCUCCCAAGUCAGCGGCAGUGCCUUCCCCACUGCUGGCACCUACUGUGCCUUUCACUCCAUCCAAGCCGACUAGUCAGAAGAGGGAGAGGAUUAAGAGGAGGAGGGUGGAGCAAAUGGCCAGUGGGCUGAACUGGGGUAAACGCUGUGUGGAUGUCUUUGAUAUAGUAGAUCAAGUGGGUGAGGGUACAUACGGGCAGGUCUACAAAGCAAAAGACAAACAAACAGGGGAACUGGUUGCGCUGAAGAAGGUACGUACUGACAAUGAAAAGGAGGGCUUCCCUAUCACUGCGGUGCGGGAGAUCAAAAUCCUCCGGCAACUGAACCAUCCUAGCGUGGUCAAUCUCAGGGAGAUAGUCACCGAUAAACAAGAUGCCCUGGACUUCAGGAAAGAUAAAGGUGCUUUCUACUUAGUGUUUGAGUACAUGGAUCAUGACCUGAUGGGUCUGUUGGAAUCGGGCUUGGUCAGCUUCACAGAGGAGCAUAUCCGGAGCUUCAUGAAGCAACUAUUGGACGGACUCAGCUACUGCCACAAUCGCAACUUCCUCCACAGGGACAUAAAGUGCUCCAACAUUCUCCUGAAUAACAAGGGUCAGAUCAAAUUGGCCGACUUUGGCUUGGCUCGCCUGUACCACGCCGACGACAAGUCACGCCCUUACACCAACAAGGUCAUCACACUCUGGUACCGCCCGCCUGAGCUGCUGCUCGGUGAGGAGCGGUACGGUCCAGCCGUGGAUGUGUGGAGUUGCGGCUGCAUCCUAGGAGAGCUCUUCACCAGGAAGCCCAUCUUCCAAGCUAACCAGGAGAUAGCUCAGUUGGAGCUUAUUAGCAGGAUCUGUGGCACACCCACGCCGGCAGUCUGGCCGGAUGUGAUCCGGCUGCCGCUGUUUAACACCAUCAAGCCAAAGAAGAACUAUAACCGGAAACUGAGGGACGAGUUUGCUCUGUUGCCCAAGCCGGCAUUAGACCUGCUGGAUAAAAUGUUGACUCUUGACCCUGAGAAGCGAAUCUCGGCCACAGAUGCCCUGAACUGCAACUGGCUGAAGACUGUAGACCCCGGCAAGAUAAAUUCUCCAAAUUUACCUUGCGGACAAGACUGCCAUGAGCUAUGGAGCAAACGCCGUCGCCGUCUGGAGAAGCAACAGGCUGCUCAGAAUCAGUCUUCAGCCUCCAAACGGAAGGAGGUAGGCCUCGGCCUUGUAUCUGACGAGAAUGUCAAGAUCCCAGGAAUCAGUGGGGAUGGAGAGUCAGCGUCUAGGUCCGGGGGAUCAAAAGGAGGUCGGAGUGUGCCUAGUGAUGGAGAGCCUGAAGCCCAGGACUCAGCGAGCGGCAGUAAGUCCAGCGAGAAGCAGCUUGCUGGAUUGGUGAGCCUCCUACAAUCCCAGUCGGGCCUGGAUGUUAACAAGCUUGCCGAGGCUCUGAAUGUCAAAGUAGACAGGAGCACCAUCAAGCUGCUAGAGAACCUCAAUAUGCAGCUGCUGCUUGCCGCCGCUGCCACCAAUCAGUCCAAAGGCGGUAGCACUAGUCGAGCUAAGGAUGACAACUUGGUCAGCACCGCCUCGGCCCUGCUGGCCCUGUCCAAAGGCAACGCUGAGAGCAAAGGCGAGACUUCAGGAAGCGGUGCCGCAAGUGUGGAUCCGAAGACUAAAGACAGGCCUCAGGAGAUCCCAUCUACCUUGACUGACUAUGUGUCAAGCCUGUUUGGCAAGUCCACUGCUCCCGCUAACACAGUUGCAACAGGCUCAGCAGGGACAUCAACCUCCGGAAGUGCUGCUUCAUCUGUGGGUCAACCGGUGGCAGAAGGUGGGAUGGAUAGUGGCCCAUACAGACCCACGGGGUCCAGAGGCAGCUCCUACAACAGCCCUGCCAAUAAAAACUAUGGUGAGUAUGACUAUGAGCCGCAUGAUAGCUAUAAUGCUGGUUACCAGCAAAGAGGGCCAAGCACUCCCCCGUUGGAUGCGGCGAUGGGGGAUGGGAGUAGAGGGGAUGGGGAGGGUUGGAAGCCCCCAACGCCAUUAGGUCCACCACCGGAUUCUCCUGAAAUGGAGCAGGAUUCCCAGCCCGAGGAGACUACCUUGGUGACGCCGGGAGUCAAAGCAGCGUUGAUGCAGAUGCUGAAGGCGCAAGGUCUACCGGAGCUAGGGUUAACCAACCAAGGUUCCAAUGAGGUCACUCCGACACUGUCUGAACACCCCCUUGAGCCCCAAGGCACCGCCCCCGUUCCCCCGGACUGCUACGGCAACAACACUCACGUUGACAGCCCCGGCUAUCCAGAAAACUCCAAUUUCAACUCCCGAUUGCCGGGGAACAACAAUGUGCCACAGGACUACCGAGGGUACCGGCAAGACGUACACCAGGAAGGCGACAGAGGUAGAGGUUGGGGCGGGGGUACUGGCAAUGGGGCACCCCGGGGAAACCAAGGGGGCCAGUUUGGGGCAGAGUCAUUUUCAAGAAGCAGGGGAGGGGCUGGAUUUGAUCAAGGCGCAAGUUGGAACUAGUCUCGCUCCUAGGAAUAAAGCUCUAUUUUGAGGCUCCUUAUCUUCCAUAAUUUUUGUGACUCCUCUUUGCAGCUUUUUAUUAGUCCUUUUGUUUUCAGUUGUUGACAAAAGAAAUAAAACUUUGAAGCACAGAGAAAACUUACAAAUCCUGCUAAUGUAAUGCAACCCCUAAAAUAAUCAAAAAGCAGAUACAUACAUGUACAUGUUUACUUGUGAAUGCAAGAAAAUGUAUAACUGCAGUUUUUUUUAUUAAAAUACCUGCUCCCCCCCCAAAACUUAGCUGUUAUUUGUUUGUUUAAUGUACUGGAACAGAUUUAUGGGUCAUUGAUAUUUGUAUUAUUUUACAUUAUUCUAUAUUUGAGAAAUUGCAACAAUCUUUUGGGUCACCAUUGGCUUUGAGCAGAAAGUCAAAAGAUGAUUGCAAGAAAACCAUAUUUUUAAAUCCACACCUUAAUUCGAACUUCAGUCUUGAAAUAACAUUAAUUCAUCAAUAUUUGUAGUAUUGUUUUUCAAUCGCCUUUAAAAAAAGAAAAAUUUAGUCAGUGAGUUUUGGUACAAGAAUUUGUGA